GCUCAAUAUCAAUCGCCGAAAGAACAAAUCGUACAUAUCAAACGAAGUUUGGUUUUCGUUGGAGUACUGCGCACAAGAACCACAUCUCAAGGACGUAGGAAUCGAGUAAGUAUAGAAUUCCAUCAUGACUUGCAGUUCCUUAUUUGUCCCGGGCUACCCCUUCAUAUUCCACCUAAUUAAGCUGCUUUUUUCUUCGUGUGAAAAUAAUACACAGUUGUAAGUAUCUACUGCUUGCGAUUGCAUGACGACAGUAAUUAAAUUUCUUUCUCUGUCCUCGUGUGUGUGCCAAGUGUAAAAUAAGGUGUGAAAAAAUAAACGACUUAUACAGUUUUGUGAACAUCAUCGUUUUUUUUUUGGUUUGAGAACACGUAUAAAAUCAGAUUAAGAUUUCUUGUCACUAUGUGGUAUUCCGCCCGCUUCUGGCAGGACGUGACCGACACCGAAUGCCGAGCAAGAUGGAACGCCAAGCUCGCGCGGGAGGGCCGCGGCGCCAAGUGCAGGGAACCCUUGCAGCGAGCGAUGAUCGAGGAGACAGCAAGUGCAGAUUAUAACGCGCACUACGUCGUGCCGGCAAAGCCAAAAAGUAUUUGAAACCUUUGACUUGUAUUAGGUGGACCGAAUCUUAUAUACUGCCAAUUUCAACAUGCAUCCCAAAGUGCAGGAGCGAUGAAGAUGAAUCAAAUGCAACUCUUUGUGUAACUCAUCUAUCUCGAAUUCAUUCUUUCAAAUCGUUAGAAGAUUUUCUAACGACCUCUCGCAGGUAACGUCCACAACUGUGCUGGCACGCUACAGAACGGGUACGAUACACCAAGAUCCUUCCGGGACGCACCCGCAUCGGAGGCAGGCGAGUCAACGAGUUCAAGACAGCUGUUUGAGAUCACGGACGGGAGUCUAUUCUUCGCCCCGAGUUGCGGAUAUUUCCGGUAUAGUAUUUUUGUCCAUAUAGUACGUCAUCGAUUUUGGUCUUCGAACUUGUCAUAGUGCACAGGCUGCAUCAAGCAUUUUCUGUUUUCUACCACUUUUCAGGUUUCGGUGUUGAUGAAGUAAGUAUAAUAUAAGAAAAGAAAAAUGAACGGUGAAUUUGUAUAUGAAAAACAGCAUCGGGCAGAUGAACCCCAUGAACAAUAACUCGUCGCAAUUCGUAUCAAAUGCAAAAAUGUCUGGGUCUGGAAGAAUGCAUGUUUGUCAUGCUUGUCUGGCAUGACUCUUAAAUCUGUCAUGCACGUUACCCAAGAGCUCCAUUUUUCUGUGAUGCAGAAACGCAGUUUGUCAUGCAGAAUAGGCACCACCUAGAAGCUCAGAAACUUGUCAUGCUGAGCCAGCAAUUGUGGCCUCAUCAUGAGACGCCACCCAGCAUCACAAGUUUCCAGACCCAGACAUUUUUACAUUUGAGAAUUCGCCAUGUGCUGCAAAAACCCGUCCGCCCAGCUCUACGAAGGCUACGACUGGCGAUUCGGAUAUGGAAGUGUCAGGAUUGAAAUCGACAAAGUUGAAAUGAUUUGUCAUGCAUAAAAUGGAUGCCAGGCGGAACUCAGUUUCCAAGCGGCGCAUGACAAAUUUUGGCGGUGCCUAAACCCAGUUUGUCAUGCUGUUUGGGUAAGGAGGACGCCUUUUGUCAUGCUACUUUAGCAGCUCUAUUUUUACUCCUCAACAGGCUUACUAUCUGCCUCCCUUGCCUACUCUGCAAGACAGGCACUUUGUGGGUUGCAUUUCAUGCAUCACAAACUUUUUCAACUUUGACGAUUUCAAUCCUGACGCUUGCAUAUCGGAAAACGGGUGAAAAACCGGCCGGCGAGCGAAAUGUCAAGGUCCGUCUCCUAUCAAGUGUAAAAAUGUCUGGGUCUGGAAACUUGUAAUGCUGGGUGGCGUCUCAGGAUGAGGCCACAAAUGCUGGCUCAGCAUGACAAGUUUCUGAGCUUCUAGGUGUUGCCUAUGCCUGUUCUGCAUGACAAACUGCAUUUCUGCAUCACAGAAAUAUAGGGCUUUCGGGCAACGCUAACGUGCAUGACAGAUUAAAGAGUCAUGCCAGACAAGCAUGGCAAACAUGCAUUCUUCCAGACCCAGACACUUUUACAUUUGAUAUCUCCGAUGUGGACCUGUUACGCAGCGUGAGGCAAAUCAAAAAGGAGGCGCUCAGCGCGGAAACGGUGCGGUACCCGAAGAAGUGAUAGUUAGAAAAACUCCUGUGCGGUCGUUCAUAAUUGUAGUUUUUUUUCGUGUUGACCACAAAGAAACACAACAGGAAGCGACCGUGCGUGGUCGCAGCUUCUACCCUCCUGACUAGAAGAAGAAGUUUAUAACAAACACUAAUCCACUUUCAUCGCUUAUUUCAUCAACAGAAACUACAACCAAGCUACCCUGUAUGAUUUUAGAAGAAAACUGCUGCAAAGAUCAUGAUGCAAGAUGACAUCGAUCCGGAUUUCGAUUUUUCAAAUGUAGUCACAAUGAACGGGAACUUGAGGCGGUUUGAAUGGCAUAUCGCAAGACCAUUUCACGACGAUGCCUUCAACUACACUUUUGAGUUUAACAUUCUGACACGCAAGAAUCGCAAGAACAAUCACAAAAUUAUGCACUUUUGAACCCGUUUUUUCUACCAUGGAGCUGUACACUCAAGGUUGAGACCAAAAUCCGAGCUUCCGACGCACACGCCUCUUUACCAUAUACCUUGUACUUGGAACAAGAAUUAGA
Amoebophrya sp. A120 is the source of this 2688-nucleotide messenger RNA. NCBI's taxonomy places the organism in Eukaryota, Dinophyceae, Syndiniales, Amoebophryaceae. The record is from the annotation of a GenBank genome assembly.